UGUAUGCACCUAAAAGUUGGAUGGGAUCCGCCAACGAAAUCCCAAAGAAUAAGUAAUAGUUUUUCAAGUCUCUAUAAGGUGUGUAGAGUGAGCACAGAUUGACAUUGAAACUAGUCCCAAAGUAAAACAAGGAUGUCUGGAGAUCUGUCCCUGGACAUUAACAUCAAGGAGCCACGAUGGGACCAGAGCACAUUCAUGGGCCGCGCCCAGCACUUCUUCUUCGUCACUGACCCCAGGAACAUUCUGAAGUCCUCUGAAACCCUGGAGGAUGCACGGGUUACUGUGGAGAAAUACAGUUCAGGAGUGGUGAAGCCAGGUCUGACAGAAGAUGAGCUGUGGAGAGCCAAGUACAUCUAUGACUCUGCCUUCCACCCUGACACCGGUGAAAAGAUGGUGGUGGUGGGACGCAUGUCCGCCCAGGUCCCCAUGAACAUGACCAUCACCGGCUGCAUGCUCACAUUCUACAGGACGACUCCAGCCGUUGUGUUCUGGCAGUGGGUGAACCAGUCUUUUAACGCUGUGGUCAACUACAGCAACCGCAGUGGAGACACUGCCCUCACCACCAAUCAGCUGGCUGCAGCGUAUAUCAGUGCAACCACAGGAGCUGUAGUCACAGCCCUGGGACUCAAGUCUCUAGCCAAGCGCCUUCCAGCCGUCAUGAGCCGGUUCGUCCCUUUCUUUGCUGUAGCGGCUGCCAACUGUAUCAACAUCCCCUUCAUGAGGCAGAGGGAGCUGAAGUACGGCAUUCCAGUGACAGACGAGGAAGGGAACCGGUUAGGAGAGUCUGUCACCGCUGCCAAGUCAGGCAUCAUCCAGGUGGUGGUGUCCAGGAUUGGCAUGGCUGUGCCAGCUAUGGCUAUCCCACCUGUGAUAAUGAACGCCCUGGAGAAGAAAGCCUUUAUGAAGCGGUUCCCAGUCCUAAACGCCCCAGUACAGGUGGGACUGGUGGGUCUGUGUCUGGUGUUUGCAACUCCUCUGUGCUGUGCCCUCUUCCCACAGAAGAGUUCUAUGGCAGUGAGCAGCCUGGAGACAGAUCUUCAGGAGAGGAUACUACAUAGCAGUCCCCACACUACUACUGUCUUCUUCAACAAAGGCCUUUAGGACCACACAAUAACACCCACCACGCAUAAUCCCCAUCUGCUGGUUGGACCCUGCUACUACAGCUCAGUGGGAACAACUGUAAGGCCAAAGAGAAUAUUAUAUUUAUGCAUAUUUUUUAUUUACCUGUUUGUUUAUGAUGUUCUAGUAUUUUGAUGUUUUAUUUGGGAGAGGUGAUAGUGAGGGGUGCGUCUGUCCUACAAAGUUGCUUCCUUGUCUGAAAUGAUUGGUGAAAGCCUACCAGUCAAAUGUUUCUGAUUGUACACUGAAAUAUAAAAGCAACAUGCAAAAUUUCAACAAUUUUACUGAGUUAGUUCAUAUAAGGAAAUCAGUCAAUUUAAAUAAAUAAAUUAGGCCCUAAUCUAUGGAUUUCACAUGACUGGGAGCAAGGCCCAGCCAAUUAGAAUUUGUUUUCCCCCACAUCCUCAGAUGUCCGGGUAGCUGGUCUCAGAGGAUCCCACAGGUGAAGAUGCCUGAUGUGGAGCUCCUGUGCUGGCGUGGUUACACGUGGUCUGCGGUUGUGAGGCUGGUUGGACGUACUGUCAAAUUCGCUGUAACUAUGUUGGUGGUGGCUUAUGGUAGAGAAAUUACCUUUUCAAUUCUCUGUCAACAGCUCUGGUGGACAUUCCUGCAGAUCUUUUAUUUCAGCUCAUGGGACCAACACUUUACAUGUUGUGUUUUAUAUUUUUGUUCAGUAUAGAUGCAGGAAAGGAGACAAGGGGAGAAAGCCUCUUCGAAGUAAUGAAACGCAUGCGAGCGUAGUGUGACAUAUAGUGUGACACGUCUUAUACUGCGUAGUGUGACACAUCUUAUACUGCUACAUUGACAAACAGACUAUGGUUUGAUUUUAUUUCUAUUUUGUGCGUUUAUCCUCCCUGGGGUUGUGGGUGUUUAAUUACUGAAUGUUACUGAAUGACAAAUUCUAUCAAAUCACCCCUCGUUUUCAAUCCCAGAGAGAUUUUUUUCUCCCCAAGGUGUAUUUGUUUUUUCCAUUGUGUUUGAGCUCGUACCCUUUUAAGCUGUGUACACUGAAACCAUUCAUGACUUGGAAUUAGAAAAUAGUUCAAUUGAAUCUGCUAGAUAUCCACUCCCUCAAAUUGGCUCAACUGUAGUCUGUAGUAAAAUACAACAGUUGGUUUAUGAGCAGUUGGUCUAUUAAAUUCCUUUUUGCGUCUGCCAA
Molecule: messenger RNA, 2278 nt
Organism: Oncorhynchus kisutch (coho salmon)
Lineage: Eukaryota; Metazoa; Chordata; Actinopteri; Salmoniformes; Salmonidae
Gene: sfxn3
Product: sideroflexin 3
Exons: 11
Coding region: 133-1101 (322 amino acids)
Biological process (GO): monoatomic ion transport; serine import into mitochondrion
Cellular component (GO): mitochondrial inner membrane
Molecular function (GO): monoatomic ion transmembrane transporter activity
Source: RefSeq, a predicted model, not a curated record